Messenger RNA from Protopolystoma xenopodis, 261 nucleotides. The record is from the annotation of a GenBank genome assembly. Lineage: Eukaryota; Metazoa; Platyhelminthes; Monogenea; Polystomatidea; Polystomatidae.
AUGUCCAUUGUGUGCCUGUUUUACUGUGGUCGGCCACCACCCAAACCAUAUGAAAAGCAAUGGCUUACAUCAGGAAAAUAUCGCAACUUCUCUUACGGCACUAUUCACUUCCGAUCCUACGAAGAAGCAGAUGACGAAGUUGCUAAAGAUGGCCGCCUGCCAUCUAUUGGUCCUGCUGAAAGAUUUCGUAAUGUUGUAAGGCGAAUUCCUGUUUUUGAUAAGUUAAACAAAGAGUAUAUUGAGGGUUAUCUGGAAGUGUGA